GAGUCGCGGGAUGACACCGCGGAUACACGCAUGCGCACUCUGACCCCAGCUAGCGCGAGUAACGGACAUUACUAUAUUUGAAUUUUUAUUUUGUGUGUGUGACGUAGUGUCGUGUAUUUUCUUGUGUGCAAGGGCCCCAUGAAGCGGCUGUCAUGCGCAUAGCGGCACUGAUUGCACUCGUGCAGCUGUCGCUCGCUACAGCUGUUUCAGAUGAACCACAGACGCUCACAGCGGUUGAGCUGAACCGCGAGUUGUCCGGCAACGAUGCGCUCUCACUUUUCUACGAAAGCAGUGAGGAUGCUGGGGUCACUUUCAUAAGAGGGUCAAGGGCAGCUGACUCGCCCUUGUCUCCCGACAUCGACGUGCAAUGCUCAGGCGACUUUAUCGACGUCACUGUUGAAUUCGCCGACAUUUUCGAAGGCAUUAUUUACAGUAAGGGUUACUUAAAUGACCCGAAAUGCAAAUAUGUGUCAUUGGGCAACAGCCAGUCUCGCUACUCGUUCAGAGUACCCCUGAAUGGCUGUGGUUCCCGACCCCUCUGUAAUGCGUGUGGUACCAUUGAUAAUGUGCUGGUGUUCCAAGCCGACGACUUGUUGCAAGGACCACAGGACUUCGCUCGCAAGGUGUCUUGUGCCCGCACUUCCUUGGAAGUGUCGACUGGAGUAGUAGCGUCUAGAGAAGAGCACACUCUUAAGCUGAAACCCUUCAUGGUUGAUAUGCUUGAUGUAGUUGCUGUCGAAGGACCAGCCGGAGGAGUCGAAUGCUGGAUGGACAUCCAAAAAGGAGUUUUUCCCAAUACCACUCCACUAAAGGACUCGAUCAAAAUUGGGGAAUACUUGACAAUCCUUGUGUACCUUAAGGAUGUAAGGAACCAGUUCAGCCUUAAAAUCCACGAUUGUUGGGCUUAUGACAGCGACAGCUAUGAUGGUCCUGGUACCAACAAGAUCCAACUGACUGACAAAAAUGGAUGCCCCAAGAAGAAGAAGCUGAUUGAUCUCUGGCAGAAGACUACGAACACUGGCAAGAGUGGCGCCACAUUAAUUGCUUACAGCAAAGUGAGCGCUUUCCGAUUCCCUGAAACCGACCAAGUCUACCUGACCUGUAACGUCGAGUUAUGCACAAACAACUGUGACUCUAAUUGCAAUGGCGUUGUCACGGAAAUUUCUACUACGAUCAAACCAUCACAAUGCUACCCUGGAUCGCGUGAUCCUGAAUGUCAACGAAUUACUGUUGAACCGCAACUGAAAUGUUACCCUGGGUCACAAGAUCCCAGGUGUCCUCAACAGCCCACGCCUACAGCGCCAAACUGUUAUCCAGGCAGCACAGAUCCACGGUGUCCAUCACCUACAACCGUUAAACCAGUUUGCUACCCAGGCUCACCUGAUCCCAGAUGUCCGCAAGCUCCAAAGCCGACUACACGUAAUCCUCCCACUUAUUUGCCUCCGACAACUCCGGAGCCACUACGCUGCUUCCCUGGCUCUACUGAUCCCAGAUGUCCAAAACCAACAACUCCUGAACCUCCACGUUGCUUCCCAGGCAGCACUGACCCAAGAUGCCCUAAGCCAACAACUCCUGAACCUCCACGUUGCUUCCCAGGCAGCACUGACCCAAGAUGCCCUAAGCCAACAACUCCUCAACCUCCACGUUGCUUCCCAGGCAGCACUGACCCAAGAUGCCCUAAGCCAACAACUCCUGAACCUCCACGUUGCUUCCCAGGUAGCAAUGACCCAAGAUGUCCCAAACCAACUACUCCAGAGCCACCACGGUGUUUCCCAGGUGCAACUGACCCUAGAUGCCCUAAACCUACGACACCACAACCUCCGCAAUGCUACCCGGGUUCACCCGAUCCCAGAUGUCCACAGACACCUCGACCUACAACUAUAACACCUCCAACAUAUUUGCCACCAGUAACUCCUGAAUUUAAAUGUUUCCCAGGUUCAUCCGAUCCAAGGUGUCCACAACCAACUACACCAGCACCACCCAACUGUUACCCUGGCAACACUGAUCCACGUUGUCCUAAGCCAACAACCCCUGCCCCACCAAGGUGCUUCCCAGGCAGCACUGACCCUAGGUGCCCCAAACCAACGACACCUGAACCACCACGCUGUUUCCCAAGUUCAACUGAUCCUAGAUGCCCCAAACCAACAACUCCAGCUUCUCCAAACUGUUAUCCCGGAAACACAGACCCGCGUUGUCCAAAACCAACAACUCCUGCCCCACCAAGGUGCUUCCCUGGCUCAACAGAUCCCAGAUGCCCCAAGCCAACAACUCCCGAACCACCUCGGUGUUUCCCAGGUAGCACUGACCUAAGGUGCCCCAAACCUACGACUCCAACGCCACCUAAACCAGUCUGUUACCCGGGUUCACCGGAUCCUAAGUGUCCCCAACCACCAAGACCAACAACAUUAACUCCCCCCACUUAUUUACCUCCAGUGACACCGGCCCUCAAAUGCUAUCCCGGUUCCACAGAUCCUAGAUGUCCUAAGCCAACAACUCCCGAGCCACCACGAUGCUUCCCAGGAUCAACUGAUCCCAGAUGUCCUAAGCCAACAACACCUGAGCCACUACGUUGCUUCCCAGGAUCAACUGAUCCAAGAUGUCCUAAGCCAACAACUCCCGAACCACCUCGAUGCUUCCCAGGCAGCACUGAUCCUAGAUGUCCUAAGCCAACAACACCCGAGCCACCACGUUGCUUCCCAGGAUCAACUGAUCCAAGAUGUCCUAAGCCAACAACCCCCGAACCACCUCGAUGCUUCCCAGGCAGCACUGAUCCUAGAUGUCCUAAGCCAACAACUCCCGAACCGCCACGAUGCUUCCCAGGUUCAACUGAUCCAAGAUGUCCCAAACCAACGACACCAGCACCUCCCAACUGUUACCCUGGCAACACUGAUCCACGUUGUCCAAAGCCAACAACUCCUGCCCCACCAAGGUGCUUCCCAGGCAGCACUGACCCUAGAUGUCCCAAACCUACAACUCCUGAACCACCACGCUGCUUCCCAGGAUCAACUGAUCCUAGAUGCCCGCAACCAACAACUCCAGCACCACCAAACUGUUAUCCCGGGAACACUGACCCGCGUUGUCCAAAACCAACAACCCCUGCCCCACCAAGGUGCUUCCCAGGAAGCACCGAUCCAAGAUGCCCAAAGCCAACUACUCCAACAUCACCCAAACCAGUCUGCUACCCAGGCUCCCCGGAUCCAAAAUGUCCCCAACCCCCACGGCCUACAACAUUAACUCCACCUACUUAUUUGCCACCAGUCACACCGGCACCUAAAUGCUAUCCCGGUUCCACUGAUCCCAGAUGUCCUAAGCCAACAACACCCGAGCCACCACGUUGCUUCCCUGGCUCAACUGAUCCUAGAUGUCCAAAACCAACGACCCCAGCUCCUCCCAACUGCUACCCUGGCAACACUGAUCCACGUUGUCCUAAGCCAACAACCCCUGCCCCACCAAGUUGCUUCCCAGGCAGCACUGACCCUAGAUGUCCCAAGCCAACGACCCCAGCUCCUCCUAAUUGUUACCCUGGUAAUACUGAUCCACGUUGUCCAAGGCCAACCACCCCUGAACCACCACGAUGCUUCCCAGGCAGCACCGAUCCAAGAUGCCCCAAGCCAACGACUCCUGAACCACCACGUUGCUUCCCAGGUUCAACUGAUCCCAGAUGCCCUAAGCCAACAACUCCAGCACCACCAAACUGUUAUCCAGGAAGCACUGAUCCAAGAUGUCCCAAACCUACGACUCCGGAGCCACCACGCUGCUUCCCCGGCUCAACAGACCCAAGAUGCCCCAAACCAACCACUCCAACACCACCCAAACCAGUCUGUUACCCAGGAUCUCCGGACCCUAAAUGUCCCCAACCUCCACGGCCAACAACUUUAACUCCUCCUACUUAUUUGCCACCAGUUACACCAGCACUUAAAUGCUAUCCCGGUUCCACUGACCCGAGAUGUCCAAAACCAACGACUCCUGCACCACCGAGGUGCUUCCCUGGCUCAACAGACCCAAGAUGUCCCAAACCAACGACUCCAGAGCCACCACGCUGUUUCCCAGGUUCAUCUGACCCUAGGUGUCCCAAACCAACGACCCCAGCUCCUCCUAACUGUUACCCUGGCAACACUGAUCCACGUUGCCCAAAGCCAACAACCCCUGCCCCACCAAGGUGUUUCCCGGGUAGCACUGACCCUAGAUGUCCUAAACCAACGACACCAGCUCCUCCCAACUGUUACCCUGGCAACACUGAUCCACGUUGUCCUAAGCCAACAACCCCUGCCCCACCUAGGUGCUUCCCAGGAAGCACUGAUCCAAGAUGCCCCAAACCAACAACUCCAACACCACCCAAACCAGUCUGCUACCCAGGAUCCCCGGACCCCAAAUGUCCCCAACCUCCACGGCCCACAACAUUAACUCCUCCUACCUAUUUGCCACCAGUUACACCAGCACCUAAAUGCUAUCCCGGUUCCACAGAUCCUAGAUGUCCUAAGCCAACAACUCCCGAGCCACCACGAUGCUUCCCAGGAUCAACUGAUCCCAGAUGUCCUAAGCCAACAACACCUGAGCCACUACGUUGCUUCCCAGGAUCAACUGAUCCAAGAUGUCCUAAGCCAACAACUCCCGAACCACCUCGAUGCUUCCCAGGCAGCACUGAUCCUAGAUGUCCUAAGCCAACAACUCCCGAACCGCCACGAUGCUUCCCAGGUUCAACUGAUCCAAGAUGUCCCAAACCAACAACUCCAGCACCACCAAACUGUUAUCCCGGGAACACUGACCCGCGUUGUCCAAAACCAACAACCCCUGCCCCACCAAGGUGCUUCCCAGGAAGCACCGAUCCAAGAUGCCCAAAGCCAACUACUCCAACAUCACCCAAACCAGUCUGCUACCCAGGCUCCCCGGAUCCAAAAUGUCCCCAACCCCCACGGCCUACAACAUUAACUCCACCUACUUAUUUGCCACCAGUCACACCGGCACCUAAAUGCUAUCCCGGUUCCACUGAUCCCAGAUGUCCUAAGCCAACAACACCCGAGCCACCACGUUGCUUCCCUGGCUCAACUGAUCCUAGAUGUCCAAAACCAACGACCCCAGCUCCUCCCAACUGUUACCCUGGCAACACUGAUCCACGUUGUCCAAAGCCAACAACUCCUGCCCCACCAAGGUGCUUCCCAGGCAGCACUGACCCUAGAUGUCCCAAACCUACAACUCCAGAACCACCACGCUGCUUCCCAGGUUCAACUGAUCCUAGAUGCCCCAAACCAACGACCCCAGCUCCUCCUAACUGCUACCCUGGCUCAACUGACCCAAGAUGUCCCAAACCAACGACUCCAGAGCCACCACGCUGCUUCCCAGGUUCAGCUGAUCCUAGAUGCCCUAAACCAACAACUCCAGCACCACCAAACUGUUAUCCCGGAAACACAGACCCGCGUUGCCCAAAACCAACAACCCCUGCCCCACCUAGGUGCUUCCCAGGAAGCACUGAUCCCAGAUGCCCCAAACCAACGACUCCAAUACCACCCAAACCAGUCUGCUACCCAGGAUCCCCGGACCCUAAAUGUCCCCAACCUCCACGGCCAACAACUUUAACUCCGCCUACUUAUUUGCCACCAGUCACACCUGCACCUAAAUGCUAUCCCGGUUCCACUGAUCCUAGAUGUCCAAAACCAACGACUCCUGCCCCACCGAGGUGCUUCCCAGGUUCAACUGACCCUAGGUGUCCCAAACCAACGACCCCAGCUCCUCCCAACUGUUUCCCUGGCAACACUGAUCCACGUUGUCCUAAGCCAACAACCCCUACCCCACCAAGGUGCUUCCCAGGCAGCACUGACCCUAGGUGUCCCAAACCAACGACACCUGAACCACCACGCUGUUUCCCAGGUUCAACUGAUCCUAGAUGCCCCAAACCAACAACUCCAGCUCCUCCAAACUGUUAUCCCGGAAACACAGACCCGCGUUGUCCAAAACCAACAACCCCUGCCCCACCAAGGUGCUUCCCAGGCAGCACUGACCCUAGGUGCCCCAAACCAACGACACCUGAACCACCACGCUGUUUCCCAGGUUCAACUGAUCCUAGAUGCCCCAAACCAACAACUCCAACACCACCCAAACCAGUUUGCUACCCAGGAUCUCCGGACCCUAAAUGUCCCCAACCUCCACGGCCCACAACAUUAACUCCUCCUACUUAUUUGCCACCAGUUACACCAGCACCUAAAUGCUAUCCUGGUUCCACUGAUCCUAGAUGUCCCAAGCCAACAACACCCGAGCCACCACGUUGCUUCCCUGGCUCAACUGACCCGAGAUGUCCAAAACCAACGACUCCUGCCCCACUACGUUGCUUCCCUGGCUCAACUGACCCGAGAUGUCCAAAACCAACGACUCCUGCCCCACCGAGGUGCUUCCCUGGCUCAACAGACCCAAGAUGUCCCAAACCAACGACUCCAGAGCCACCACGCUGCUUCCCAGGCAGCACUGACCCUAGAUGCCCCAAACCAACAACUCCAGCUCCUCCAAACUGUUAUCCCGGAAACACAGACCCGCGUUGUCCAAAACCUACAACUCCUGAACCACCACGCUGCUUCCCAGGGUCAAGUGAUCCUAGAUGUCCAAAACCGACCACACCUGAGCCGCCUCGUUGUUUCCCUGGAUCAACUGAUCCUAGAUGUCCAAAACCGACCACACCUGAGCCGCCUCGUUGUUUCCCUGGAUCAACUGACCCCAGAUGUCCCAAGCCAACGACCCCUGAACCGCCACGUUGCUACCCUGGGUCAACUGACCCCAGAUGUCCCAAGCCCACGACUCCUGAACCGCCACGUUGCUACCCUGGAUCAACUGACCCCAGAUGUCCCAAGCCAACGACUCCUGAACCUCCACGAUGCUACCCUGGUUCACCUGAUCCUAGAUGUCCACAACCACCACGACCUACAACAUUAACACCUCCAACAUAUUUGCCACCUGUGACACCUGGAUUUAAAUGCUAUCCAGGAUCAACCGACCCUAGGUGUCCACAACCGACUACCCAACCUCCUCCGAGAUGCUUCCCAGGUAGUUCUGAUCCCAGAUGUCCCAAGCCAACUACUCCUGAACCGCCACGUUGCUACCCUGGAUCAACUGACCCCAGAUGUCCCAAGCCAACGACUCCUGAACCGCCACGUUGCUACCCUGGAUCAACUGACCCCAGAUGUCCCAAGCCAACGACUCCUGAACCGCCACGUUGCUACCCUGGAUCAACUGACCCCAGAUGUCCCAAGCCAACGACUCCAGAACCGCCACGUUGCUAUCCUGGAUCAACUGACCCUAGAUGUCCCAAGCCAACGACUCCUGAACCGCCACGUUGCUACCCUGGAUCAACUGACCCUAGAUGUCCCAAGCCAACGACUCCAGAACCUCCACGUUGCUAUCCUGGAUCAACUGACCCUAGAUGUCCCAAGCCAACGACUCCUGAACCGCUACGUUGCUACCCUGGCUCGACUGAUCCAAGGUGUCCCAAGCCAGAGCCCUCAACCCCAAGCUCUUGUUACCCAGGAUCUAGAGAUCCAAAAUGCCCACAACCGUUUGCGCCAGCUAGCACUAACCCACCUUCAACAUAUUUGCCACCGUUCCCAGAAGAAAAUGAAAUUAAAUCUUCUAGGGUAAGCAGAUUAGUACCGAAGGACUUUGAAGACGACAAGUACAGCGAUUAUAUAGAUUCGUUUGAUUUCAAACGAACAGAACCAAGAUCAAGAAAAGUGCGUGACAUAAGUGGUAGCAGCGAAAGUGCCACGCUAGCUACUAGUGGUACUGCCAUCAUAUACGUUGCCAUGGGAUCAGCUGUACUAAUGAUUAUGUCAAUCACACUGGCCAUCUACAUGUACAAAAAUAACAGGAAAAAUAAUCUAAGCACUGCAUCCGUAAAAUCAACCGUGCAAAGCCCUUGUUAAUAUGUAAAUAACUGUCUUGUAAAAAUUUGAUAUUGUGAUAUUUUAAUUUUUAAUUUUUAUCAGCUACUUGAUGCAUUCCAACUUUAUUUUUUUAUUAAUGGCUGCUUAAUAUGAAUAGUUUGUUUUGUGUAACGUAACGUCACUGCCUAAUAAGCUUUAUCUUAAUACUUCAUGCGCUAGGCAUGCCUAUUUUGUUCACUAUAUAAAAUAGUGCCAUAAUAUAUUACAAUAUAUAGUGUCUUCUGCAAUGCAUCCUCAAUCUUUAAAUGUAUAUUAUAUCCCUAGUCAAUAUUUUGUAUAUAUAAAACAUUUUUGCACUCCUGUGUGUUUUUCAAAAAUUACUCAUUUUUUUAUAAAGAAAUAAAUAUACUCAUUUGUGAUAUUUUUUUUCGUGUAAAUACAUAUUGUUUAUACCAGUAUGCUGAUGUGGCCAUUUGAAUUAAUAUUAUAGUGUGUAUUAUGUUUAAAUUUUAAUGUAAGAUGACUUGAGUACAUUCUGUGUGACAUUGAGUUCACUAUAAAUGAGACCAAUUUUCGAAAACGAAUCACAAUGAUUUUGUUUCUUAAUACAGAAUGCACUCACGGAACAUUAUUUUCAACGAUUUUGUAAUGUUUAGUACCUAAGAUUGCUUGUCGAGUCAAUCUAAGUAAAACAUUCU
Spodoptera exigua (beet armyworm) is the source of this 8563-nucleotide messenger RNA. The record is from the annotation of a GenBank genome assembly. Lineage: Eukaryota; Metazoa; Arthropoda; Insecta; Lepidoptera; Noctuidae.